UAUUAAUAUCCCUGGCAGCAAACCAUUGCUUGAAGAUUAACAUCCUUUCAAAGAACAGUGCUGUUUUGCAACAGCUUGUAGCACAUAACUUAAAACAGUUGAGCAGCAUCACCGUUUGUGAAAUCAAUUUUAGAAAUAAUGAAGACUGCACUUGUAUUCCUGAAUGUUGGGCUAAUAGUGUGCAUUGAGAAGCCUUUGGGAUAUGGUAUCAGCAGCUUUAAAAAAACAGAAAACAAGGUAAAUGGAGCCUGUUCGAUUAAGUUGAAACCUGCCGAAUGCAGUGAGGAUAAGAACUGUGGUUAUCAAGUGAAUCUACCACCUCUCACUAUCCAGCUGCCAAAGCAGUCAAAACUGCUUGAAAAGACAGUCAAGAAUUUAAAUAGUCUCACAGCAACAGUAAACAAGAUGAAGAAUAAAUGGAUGGGCGAAAAAAAGAAAAAGAUUACUAUUGACAGUGAAGUUGCUGAUAGCAGUGAAGUUAAUGACAGCGGGCUGGAGAAUGACGACAGGAUAAAGGUCCUGGAGGAGAAAGUUACCAAACUGGUUGUUUCAUUGCGGAAUGCAAAGAAUCAGAUCAAAGUGCUCCAAGGUCGCUUGGAGGGGAUGAGUGACCUAAAUUUGGACAAUAUGAUGAUCUACAUUAACCAUGAGCUUUCAAAGAUUAACUCUACGGUCAAUAGACUAAAUAACAAAUGUUUCACAACUUGUGCAGCUGCAUCUCAACCAAUAGAGCAAAGGUUUCAGGAUUGCUCAGGUUAUUAUUACAGGGGAUAUCGGCAAAGUGGUAUCUAUAAAAUUGCUCCAGGCUUCAAUGAAGAAUUUCCCGUUUAUUGUGACAUGCAAAUCCUGGGAGGUGGCUGGACAGUACUGCAGGCUCGCAAAGAUAUGAGCGUCAGUUUCAAUCGUAGCUGGGAAGACUACAAAAAGGGCUUCGGGAACCUGUCAACGAGUUUUUGGCUGGGAAAUGACAAGAUCCAUCUUUUGACAAGAUCCAGGAACAUGACUUUGAGAAUCGAGCUCGAAGAUUGGGAGGGGAUCAAAGAAUUUGCCAAAUAUGACCAAUUCCACAUUGCAAACGAAAGCCAGUUUUAUCGCCUCACAAUAAAGGGCUACUUUGGCACAGCGGGCGAUGCCAUGCAUUACAGCAAGCACUACAACCACGAUCAAAGGUACUUCACUACUAGAGACAAAGACAAUGACAGGUACCCUUCGGGCAAUUGUGGAGCCUAUUAUGCCUCUGGCUGGUGGUUUGAUGCUUGCAUGUCCGCCAACCUCAAUGGAAAAUAUUAUCGAAAGAGCUACAAAGGUAUUCGAAACGGGAUCUUCUGGGGUACUUGGAACACUCCGAAAAUUGAAACCCUGAAUGGGUAUCGGCAUGCUUUUAAGUCAGUAAGAAUGCUCGUGAGGCCUAUCGCUUUUGUGGAGUUAUAGGUAUGCGAUGUAUAUGCUAACAGAUUCUCCCAACAAGUUAACACAUGAAAUCCAUAACUUAAAACCCCUCGCUUGUUACUAAACACUUGUAAAAAAAAAUUAAACUUCUAUCUGAAAUUUGUUUGUAUAUUAACCUCCUGCUGAGAAUGUCACUUGAAAUAUAAUUAAGAGACUUAUGCCUUGUUAUUAUCAGUUAGAAAAUAAUAUAAAUUAAUGUUGGAAAUGAACAACAGGUCAUUCAGAAUCUCAAACAGGAAAGUCAGGCUAAUAUUUUGGCUAUGCCUCCUCAAGGAAAAAUACGUGCCAAAUCCAAAAUGUUACCAUGUUUUUCUUGUUUAGAUUCCAAUAGACUCUCUGUACAUUUUCUGUUCUUUUCUAAGAUUUCCGGAAUUCAUAGUAAAAGAAAGACAUGAAAGACUUAUAUGUACAUAGAAUUUUAAGCUUAGAUAAAGGUAUUUCUGCAACUAGGGAAGUGUGAAUACUGCAAUUGCAAAGAAAGAUAUUUAGGAUCUUUCUGUUUGCGGCUGGAAGAGUAUUGUCAGGAGAGUCUGCUUUUUUAUAUUCCCUUUAUCAGGGAAUUACAACGUAAUACUUAAAUUAAACCUACUUUUCAAACUUUACAGUCAAUUCACUUUACAGUGUGUUCUGUGAAGCGCUUUGGGAUGUCCUCCCGACGUGAAAAGCGCUAUAUCAAAUGCAAGGAUUAUUAUUAUUAUUUAGUUUUGUUAUGAAUUUCACUUUGAUUCACAUUUACUGUUUCUUUUACAGAGAUUUUAAAAAUAGAUUAAAUGGCCUUUUUCAUUUGAAAACCAAUAAACAAUCAAAAGCUGAUUUCAGCAAAAAGAUUGCAUUUACUAAUACUGUAAAUCACUUUAUAACUUCAUUGUUUUUCCACACAAGGAUAUUACAUUUAACAAAUAUUACAUUAUUAAACAACACAACACUAUGAAGUAGAUUUUGACUAGAUGUACAACAUAAGAUUUCUUAAUGGCAAAUUUCUUAGUAAACUGGAAUGCUCAGUCAUGGCAAAGCUUUGUAGGGUCCUUGUUGAGGAAAUCAACGUAUAGAAUAUUGUGCUGAAGUAUUGUUUUAGAAGAUGUUGAAUCAAAGGUCUAAAAUGGAAAGCAAUGUGGAUAUGACUUGUUUUUAUUAUGAUGUAUUUACAAGCGUUGGUACUUGUAAUAUAAAAGACUAUGAAGUUGCCAAAUAUAUUUUUCCAUAAUUAAAAACAGGUGAAAUGCUAUGA
Callorhinchus milii (elephant shark) is the source of this 2677-nucleotide messenger RNA. It is a transcript of the gene fgl2a, whose product is annotated as fibrinogen-like 2a. NCBI's taxonomy places the organism in Eukaryota, Metazoa, Chordata, Chondrichthyes, Chimaeriformes, Callorhinchidae. The transcript has 2 exons. The record is from RefSeq and is a predicted model, not a curated record. Bases 139 to 1431 code for a protein of 430 amino acids.